CACACCAACUACAGUAAGGACUAACCCUGCGUCAUCCGGGGUCUUGUUGCGUGCAUAAGAGAAAAGCCAUCACCUUCAGCACUUCUGCAGAUCUGUUAUAUAUAUAAUAGCACGUUUGAAUGCAUGAUCACUGAGCAUCUGCACCCCUUCCUUCUCUCCUCUGAGGAUGGAGGAGGUCGCCACCAGCAGCCUCUGAUCUCCUACCAUAUAUAGCAGCUACCGGCCCGCUGCAGAUCAGGAACCACCUGCGUUUCUUCAGAGAUCGUCGGCUUGCGAAUCGACGACGAUGAGAGCUGGAAUAAUUAAAUUUCUAGGCUUUGUCUUGAGUUGGUUCUUGUACAAAAGUGCGUCAGACAACACUAGAACGAUCGAGAGAAAAAAGGCCUUAAUUUUCACGUCGAUUUCGACACUACCAUACACUGCCCAACUUGUUUGUUGGGUUCAUACCUAUGCACUGUGCACACGCACGUAUUUUGUUCACAUCGAUCUUUGCAGGUAUGCCGAUGCUCAUCAUCACUGUGGACCUGGAGUGCUGCCGCUGCAGUGCCAAGAUCCAGAAGGUCCUCUGCUGCAUCCAAGACCGCGGGGAGUUCGUCAUCGAAAAGAUCGUGUACGAGAAGGACAAGGUCCUCGUGUCGGGGCCCUUCGACGCCGACAAGCUCUCCUCCAAGCUCUGCUGCAAGGCCGGGAGGAUCAUCAAGAAAAUUGAGGUCGCCAAGCCGCCUCCCAAAACUGAUCCACCAAAAUCUCCCAAGAAAGAGCCAGUCCCGUGCAAGGCAAAAUGCCCAUAUCCAUACUCAUAUCCGUGCCCGCAGCCAGCUUGGCCGUGCAGCUGCCCCACACCAUAUUGUUGUGGGUGCCCGUCGUCCAAGCUGCCACCGCCGCCGCCAAAAGAGAAGCCCAAACCUCCUGAGACCAAGCCCAAGCCCAAGCCCAAGCCCAAGCCAGAGCCAGCCCCAUGCAAGGUGAUAUACCCGUAUCUGUACCUAUAUCCGUGUCCACAACUGCCGUGGCCGUGCAGCUGCCCCACGCCGCACUGUGGAUGCCAGUCCAAGCCGGCACCGACGCCGCCACCGGCACCAACGCCGCCUGAGCUACCAAAACCGCUGGUGUGCCAGUGCCCGUCGUGGUCGCCAUGCUACUGUAGCGGCAGAUACCCGCCCUACAUUCCGCUGUACCCGAUGGUCGUCUGCGAUGACAGCCCACCCUACGGCGCCUGCACCGUCAUGUAAUCUAACUGCGGGCAGCUGCAUGAUGCAAAUUGAUCAUCUUACAUCUAUGAUCUAUAUGUAUGUUUCUAUAUACCUGCUGAUACGCUGGUGUGUUUCUGUAUCAGUCGUUUGAUGCUUUUGUGAGCCAGCGUGAUCGACAGUGACAUGAUCCACGACCAAAUGAUGAAGUCAUUGUAGUUUCUACAAAAAUGUAUUAUGGUGGCAGGGCGAUGCCAAAUAAGGAGGAAAGCGUGCUCGAGGAUUUCAUA
This is a messenger RNA of Panicum virgatum (switchgrass), 1480 nucleotides long. Its product is annotated as protein PYRICULARIA ORYZAE RESISTANCE 21-like. Lineage: Eukaryota; Viridiplantae; Streptophyta; Magnoliopsida; Poales; Poaceae. The transcript is spliced from 2 exons. The record is from RefSeq and is a predicted model, not a curated record. Bases 450 to 1232 code for a protein of 260 amino acids.